Apaloderma vittatum (bar-tailed trogon) is the source of this 1806-nucleotide messenger RNA. Its product is annotated as tensin-3-like. The record is from RefSeq and is a predicted model, not a curated record. NCBI's taxonomy places the organism in Eukaryota, Metazoa, Chordata, Aves, Trogoniformes, Trogonidae. Gene Ontology annotation, molecular function: protein binding. The annotation marks the transcript as partial. The transcript has 11 exons.
AGUCUCAAAGCUACGCUGAAGCCAUUAACCACUCUAUGGUGAUGUCUGACAGCACUGUGGGCACUAACCCUGCUUUGCUGAGGGCCAACAUGCAGACGGAUCCCUCCUUUCAGCGCUAUUUUGUAUCUUCGUGUAGUGUUUCCAGUAACAGUCCUAUCCCAGGGGCAGAAAGCUCUUCUGCAACAGAACAUCCUUGGCUUGAAGGCAGUCCUAAAGAUUCCCUGUCGCUCCAGCUUUCAGUGGGAAACAGCAGGCCACCAGGAAGUUACCUUGUGCCCUCUGAAUUUUCAAAUGCUGUGCAAGAUGUCUCUCUCUUGUCUCAUUUCCAAACUCCAGGACUGCAGGUCAUCACCCUGAGCAGCCUGGAGAAUUCACCAGCAGAGCUGCAGCAAGAACCUGCUGUCAGCAGCAGUGCCCGGGCCUACCUGAGUUUCAGUGGGGGCAACAGGAGCAGUAGCUCCCCGCAAGAGGAGAAACAAGCUACUUUCAUGGCUAAUACUAGCAUCUCUCCUAAAACCAUGAGCUCACCAGUGGCAAAUGCCGACGACAAUGGCUUUUUGACACAAAACUUUCUUACAGUGGCCUCUGGACACAAUAGCCAGAACAGGGCGUUUCAGCAGCACCAUGGAGGGAACCUAAAUGCUCAGCCACCUAUUCCAGAGAAAAAGAGGUCCUCUGAAGGGGACCGUUCCUUUGUCUCUGUGUCACCUUCUUCAAGUGGCUUCUCUAGCCCCCACAGUGGAAGCACAAUCAGCAUUCCCUUCCCAAAUGUCCUCCCAGAUUUCUCAAAAAUGUUGGGCACUUAUCCAUUGCCAGAAAACACAGCUGAUAAACACGUGACUGUAAAAUUUGUCCAGGACACAUCCAAGUUUUGGUAUAAGCCAGAUAUUUCAAGAGAACAAGCCAUUGCUGUUCUCAAGGACAAGGAACCAGGGUCAUUCAUUGUUCGAGACAGUCAUUCUUUCCGGGGAGCCUAUGGGCUAGCAAUGAAAGUUGCUACACCACCUCCUUCUGUGCUACAGUUAAACAAGAAAGUUGGAGAUUUGUCAAAUGAACUUGUAAGACAUUUUCUGAUUGAAUGCACUCACAAGGGGGUGCGCUUGAAAGGAUGCCCAAAUGAACCAUAUUUUGGGAGUUUGACAGCUCUGGUGUAUCAGCAUUCCAUCACCCCACUGGCAUUGCCAUGCAAGCUUCUCAUUCCAGACAGAGAUCCCUUGGAGGAGAUAGCAGAAACUUCUCCACAAACUGCUGCAAACUCAGCAGCGGAGCUUCUCAAACAGGGUGCAGCUUGUAACGUUUGGUACCUGAAUUCAGUGGAGAUGGAGUCCCUCACAGGCUACCAGGCAGUACAGAAAGCCUUGAGCCUGACGCUGAUGCAAGAUCCUUCUCCUAUCUCAACUGUUGUCCAUUUCAAGGUGUCUGCACAGGGAAUCACGUUGACAGAUAAUCAAAGAAAACUUUUCUUCCGACGGCAUUAUCCAGUCAACACUGUUAUUUUCUGUGCUUUGGAUCCACAGGACAGAAAAUGGAUGAAAGAUGGCCUUUCUGCAAAGGUAUUUGGGUUCAUUGCUAGGAAGCAAGGCAGUGCCACAGACAACGUAUGCCACCUAUUUGCAGAGCACGAUCCAGAGCAACCUGCCAGUGCCAUUGUGAACUUUGUAUCAAAGGUCAUGAUCGGAUCCCAGAAGAAGAUCUGAUACUUUUCCAUCCUUGACUCAGAGCUCUUCACUGACUUCACUGAAGGAAAGCACUGUGAGGGGUAAAAGCCUAUUCAGCAGCAAAUUCUGAACCUUGUCAAUCCCAAGA